Messenger RNA from Branchiostoma belcheri (Belcher's lancelet), 3050 nucleotides. RefSeq names its product cyclic nucleotide-gated cation channel alpha-3-like. The record is from RefSeq and is a predicted model, not a curated record. Gene Ontology annotation, cellular component: membrane. Bases 6 to 2435 code for a protein of 809 amino acids. Lineage: Eukaryota; Metazoa; Chordata; Leptocardii; Amphioxiformes; Branchiostomatidae. Gene Ontology annotation, molecular function: protein-containing complex binding; monoatomic ion channel activity. Gene Ontology annotation, biological process: monoatomic ion transport; transmembrane transport. The transcript is spliced from 26 exons.
UGCUGAUGAGGUCCUUUUGGAAAGCUGCAACAAACAGGACUUCAGGCAAAAGGCGACAGAGUCCCGCCAAGAGGUCGUCCACAGGGAGCCAGGGGAUGCUGUCAAGAAGUUACCGCUUCUCUGGGGACGGCGAAGAGAGCGACUCUCGGGAGGAAGACGGGACUCCGCGCUCCGUACAUCGCCAGGCUGGGCCGGCAGAAGACAUGGAGGACGACCCGGAUUCAGACGACGUCUUCACGGUCAGAGAGGCUCGGUCGCGCCGCCAUAGCAGCAAGAGGGACAGCGAAUUGAGCCUAGUGGACCAGGACCUCCUGCUACCUGAUGUGCCCUCGGAACUUGACCUUGUGCUUGACCCUGACGGAGACCUGGCUUACUACGGGAUGGGUGCAGUCGCUCUGGCGGUACUGUACAAUUACUGGGUGAUUAUUCUCCGCCUCGCCUUCGUCGAAAUGCGGGAGGAGGGUACUCAUCAGUUGGUCCUGUGUGAGCUGGAUCUGUUUUGUGACUUGGUGUACUUCCUGGAUGUGCUUGUACAACACCGAAUUGGUUAUCUCGAAGAGGGCAUGCUGGUCUUAGAUCCGUACAAGCUGUCCUCACACUACAGAAGCCAGCCGUGGUUUUGGAGGGACGUGGUCGCCAUCCUCCCACUACAAUCCGUCUGCAGUCUCAUUCUUAGAAUUGUUCCAUUUCAGACGUGGGGCCACCUGUCAGACAGUUCCUGUCUACUGCUUCGACUGUCUCGGCUGUUAAAACUCCACUCAUUGGCUCAGUUCUUUGACGUCACGGACAGCCGUAUCAGCAAUCCUAACAGACUUCGAGCAUUCAAGCUGACGAUGUACCUGGGUGUAGUGAUCCAUUGGGUGGGGUGCUUUUACUACAUGUUGUCCGAGUACGAAGGUCUUGGGACCAAUGAUUGGGUGUACUCCUCUGCGCCUGCAUUUAAAGAUUUUACGAGUAAGUACAUCCGCUGUAUGUACUGGUCCACCAUGACUCUGACGACCAUUGGGGGAGCUUCCAAUCCUGUCACCAACCUGGAGUACAUCUUCACGGGGGUGACAUUUCUUAUCGGAGUUUUCGUCUUCGCCGCUGUGGUCGGGAACGUGGGUGACGUCAUCAGCAACUUGAAUGCUGCCAGAACUGACUUCCAAAACAGGAUGGACUCAAUCAAGCUGUACAUGACGCACAGAAAAGUGCCAGAGGCUCUGCAAAGUCGUGUCAAGAGGUGGGCGGGCUACGCCUGGCACAGAACGCAGGCGCUGGAUGAGGUGUCUUUACUGGAGAUGUUACCGGAGCGACUUCGGGCGGAGAUAGCCAUACACGUACACCUGGAGACACUCAGGAAGGUGACGAUAUUUGAGGACUGUGAGCAGGGGUUACUGUGUGACCUGGUACUGAAGCUGCGUUCCCAGAUCUACUCACCUGGGGAUUACAUCUGCAGGACGGGAGAGACAGGCCGUGAAAUGUACAUAAUAAACCACGGCACGGUACAGAUCCUGGUCCCAGAGAACACUACAGGGGAGAGGAAGGUCGUGGCGACCUUGACCAAAGGAAACUCCUUCGGCGAAAUCAGUGUCUUGAAACUGGACGGUGGGGGCAACAAGCGAACUGCUGACGUCAUUUCUGUUGGGUACUCGGAACUGCUCGUGCUUUCCCGGAAAGACCUUUUAUCUGCUCUGGUCGAGUACCCGGAUGCUAAGAAGCUACUGGAAGCCCAGGCCAAAGAAAGACUUGGACAAAAUAAGGAAGCAAGAGGUGCGACGGAUGCGGACGGCUUCGAAGCGUCCCAGGGUAUGAACAAGAAAGCCCACAGAGGGGGGAGCACGAGCGGCAGUCCGGGCAAGGAACUGUCCGAGCUGAGAAGUAUCAUAGAGGAAUUACGUACUUUUGACAGUCAGGUUACACGAGAAAGGGUUCGAGGUCUGUCCGAAAAGUGUGACGACCUACAGCGGCAGCUGAGCAGACGACAGACAGAGCUGACCCGGGCGUUACGGCGGGUGUCUGUCCUGGAAAGUCUUCUGGACUCUGCUGGUUUACUGUCAUCCAUGCCUCAACUAAAUGGGGAGCUCACGAGUCCACUGCAGAGUGACGCUUCGGACCCCGAGCACCACAACCCUACGUUAGCCGUCCCUUCCCCGUAUACGCAUGAGCGGAGGAGACGGAGAAGCAGCGCGUCGUCCCCUGGGAGUCCGCGGCGAAGGAGACGCUCCCGGCGGAGAAGAAGGUUAGAGAUGCCCGCUAUCUGUGUGAACGGGGUGGAGAAGGAGGCCCCAGUUUCUGUGAAUGUGGAGAUGCCAAGUUCGGAGACGUCAGAGGGCUGCUGUGUUUCUGAGACGAGUGAGGCGGGGAGGCUGCGAGUAGACUCCACCACGGCUGAACUUUCAGGAAGUGCGACAGAUUGUAACACCACCGAGGGAAGCGACUUCGAUGGGCGAUAAAGAGAUAACUGCCCAUGUUUGAUCUUGAUGUGUCCAUUUGGCCAGAAUCUAUUUUUCGUUUCUUAAUCAAUCGUCCUUUGAACAGUUACUUACAUAAGUCCGUACCUUUAACGCCUGGAGCGUUACGUUGUUACAGUAUACCACCAGCUUGUUACAGUGCAAGUGGCAAAUAUGUCACACAAAGGAAUACAUGGCCAGGAUAUGUUCUGUACAGAUAUUCAUCCACAAGUACUAUUCUUUUGUUAUCAAAUCGUGUUGUAUUGUAUUGUAUUGUUUAGACAAAAGUACGUACAAAAUCCUGUCGUCUCUUAACACUAGCUACAAAAAGUAAUUGAGCUUUGUGACGUUUGUAAUUCUAAUGACGGUCUGACCACACCGGUUUUACAAUAGGGCAGUCCGUACCAAGUCUCGCUCCUUUCUGCCAGUAACUGGUAUGUAAAAACUAUGUGUAUGUAUCAUGACAUCCUGCUAUUAUUUUAUUAAAAGGGCCACGUGGUUUACUUCUGUCAUCACGAGUCAGUUGUGUUUAAAUCUGAAAACAUACAUGGACAUCCCCUUCUUUCCUCUAUUUGCUUCAGAAUCACCCCUCCUCAGUUUUAAGUGCAUCUCCGAAAA